AUGCGGAAGUGUAUUACAAAAAGUUAUUUUAAUGCAUCAAAGUAAAUUUCUUUCUUUCUUUUUUAAAAAUCUGUAUUUAACCUGCACUUAUUGAUUAUGCAGUCUGUUUGGGGUUAAAAUGAAGAGGUGUUUGCCAUGGACGAGGACCCAAGGUCAAAACGAAAGACCAUCUUCCACCCCAUAAAAAGUUCCAAAGUUGGAAGACCGGAACCUAGCAUGUAUGAUCGACGUACGCUGAAGAGUUACGAUCUUAAACCUCCAGACUACUACAUAAAACCACAUAUCCUGAUUGAAGAAAAUGUUGAAAAAAUUGUUUUGUAUGUUGGAAUAAUCGAAGCUGUUCCUGUGGAUAUUGACACAACAAACCGAACUACUGUUCUGAGAAUUAUUGAUGAAGGAAAGAAAAAGCAUUUCAUUCCUCACCAUGUUGGGUAUGACAAUCAGGCCAUUUUCAGUAUCAGCGUAUACAAUGUCAAAAUUAGUCGGUACAAUGCUACUGAGGAUUUGCUUGUGAGAAUUCCAAUUCAUGAAAUAGCAACCACGUGUUACAUCAAAGAUGAUGGCCAACACAUCCUUGCUAUCAAACAUGGUACAACUGAAAACUGCAAUCUGACUGUGUUAUAUUGUGAUAAUAAGCAAACCGUAGAAGAAAUAUGUGCCUUGUUCAGCCAGUGUUUCCAACUCGUGUACACUGAUGCGACCUUGCAGUGGUUAGACAAUAAGAUUGAUGCUAGUUCCUUAACCAACUCAACAGGUUCAUCAACAAACCGGAUUGAGAAACCGAGGCUUUCAUUGUUUUCUAUUCCAAGCAUGACCGACUCAGACAUAGACCUGCCAAGCAGUCCGUACAACCCUCCUCUGAGGAUUCGCCCUACAGACAGACCGGAUUCCAUUGGACGGAGUACGAGAGGCAGUGAUGUCAGUCUGGCUAAGGAACUGCUGAAGGAAACUGUUAACAAGAUACACCAUUGUCUUUCCUCUGACGAGCUCAGCCGGUUUGCCAAGCUGCUCAGCGUCAUGCAUAAUGAGAUGCCUUUUCUCGAUUUCUGUGAGAAAAUGCGAGAGCUGUUUGGAUCUGAUAGGAAGUAUAUGUUGGCAGAACUGAGCCCAUUUAUUCCUGCUGAGCACUACCAAGAGUUUGAAGACUAUCUUCAGCAACAGGGCAUUCCUCUCCCAGGAAAUGUUAGCACUAUAUCUAGUACCAGAAGCAACCAUGGCUACACUCGUUCUGUGAGUGAGAUGUCAAAUGCCAGCACAAUAAGCAACGGUGAUCACCAGAGCUCACAGGCCAUCGACUACAUCACUGACCUCAUCAACAACAUGAAUGCAAGUGUUAGCGUCAACACCAACCCUGACAGCCAUAUGCCUUGACAAUAACCACAACUAUACUUACAUGAACAAUGAUCUCAGUGUUCACUGUUGGCAUAAUUGAUUUCUUUGAGGAAAAAACGAAACAAGAACUGUGUAUCAACACCUUCCUGCCCCCAUUUUACUAUGACCUAAAAUCAUACUUAUAAACAUUUUAAGUCCAGGGCUUUAGCAGUGUCUCCAGACUUUAACGAUAUGCUCUUUGUAUGGGUGAGACUUAAACAAAAUAUUUUAUUAGCACAUGGCCUAAUAUACUUAUCUUGAAUUUGUGCUCAUAAACUAUUAGGGUCGAUUUUUCAUUUCCAUUACAGUUAAAUCACAAUUAAAAAUCAUGCUUCUGAGCUGUUGUAUUCCCAAAAAAUAGGUUAAAAUGUCAAGCUGGAAACAUCAGGUGGUCAAAGUUAGCUUGGAUUAUGAUGAAAAUUGCAUUGGCAAAUGGAAUUUCAAUUACUCCUUUCUUAGAGGAUUUUUGUGUGUGUGUGAAUCACACCUAAAUUAUUAAUGACAAUUUGGCCGUUGCACUCAAACUUUUAAUACAGAUAAAACACAGUUUUUGGAAAUGUCUCGAUGUUUUGAGUCGAAAGUUUUUCUGAGGACAAUGAUAGUUCUUUUUUAAUAUUAAUGAAUGCAUCAUUGUGUUUUUCUAAAUCUAUUUUAUUAAAAAGAGCUACAAAAUGAACAGAUCAUAAACAUUAUGGUUACUGUAGUAAAGUAUAACCAUACAAUCAGUGUUAAUGAAUAAAAAAGAAACACUACUAUAUAAUUAUGGAAACUAGUCAAUGGAAUAGCACCAUAAUAAAAUAACCGUAACACCUGUUUUGGUUAAAUGUGCCACACAUUUGAUCUGGAAAUUUAAAUUUGUUAAUAGUGAUUGUUAAAAUAGUUUAAGUAAGACUUAAAGGGACAUGCCCUAGUUUUUAGACACUAAGGCAUAUUUUUUACUAUUGGAGCCGUUUCUGAUAACUGAAAUC
Messenger RNA from Gigantopelta aegis, 2339 nucleotides. Its product is annotated as cerebral cavernous malformations protein 2 homolog. The transcript is spliced from 12 exons. Bases 136 to 1371 code for a protein of 411 amino acids. The record is from RefSeq and is a predicted model, not a curated record. Lineage: Eukaryota; Metazoa; Mollusca; Gastropoda; Neomphalida; Peltospiridae.